AUGGCGACGCCGUUUCCGCGCGUGCCGCCGGCCGUCGAGGGCCAGGAGCGGCAUGUGAACUCCUCGAAGGAUGUUAUUAUGAAGCUCAAUUCGGAGCAGCACCCCGAGAAGGUGCUCCCGCUCGACGGCGAGCAGAACGUGCUCGUGACGUCGGCGCUGCCCUAUGUGAACAAUGUCCCCCAUCUCGGCAACAUUAUCGGCUCGACGCUGUCUGCGGACGUAUUUGCGCGAUACGCGCGUACGCAGAACCGCAACACACUGUACAUCUGCGGUACGGACGAAUACGGUACCGCCACCGAGACCAAGGCGCUCGAGGACAAGGUGACGCCGCAGGAGCUCUGCGACAAGUACCACGCGCUCCACGCCGAGGUGUACCAGUGGUUCCAGAUCGGCUUUGACCACUUUGGCCGCACGACGACGCCCCAGCAGACGACGAUCGCGCAGGACAUUUUCCUCAAGCUGCAAAAGAACGGCUACUUGGAGGAGCGCAGCAUGACGCAGCUCUACUGCGAGCACUGCUCGCGCUUCCUUGCGGACCGCUACGUUGAGGGUACGUGCCCCAGGUGCGGCUACGACGACGCGCGUGGCGACCAGUGCGACAAGUGUGGCCAGCUGCUCGACGCGGUCGAGCUCCUGGACCCCAAGUGCAAGAUGUGCAAGAACAAGCCGGUGCAGCGCGAGUCGCGCCACAUGUUCCUGCGCAUCGAUACGCUGCAGCCCAAGACCGAGGCGUGGGCCGGUAAGCAAGCCAAGGACGGCAAGUGGUCGUCGAACGGCGCAUUCAUCACCGACUCGUGGUUUAAGGAGGGCCUCCGUCCCUUUUCGCUGACGCGCGACCUCAAGUGGGGCGUGCCCGUGCCAGUGGAAGGCAUGGAGGACAAGGUGCUCUACGUAUGGUUCGACGCGCCGAUCGGCUACCCCUCGAUCACUGCUAACUACACCGAGGACUGGGAGCGCUGGUGGAAGAACCCCGAGAAUGUGCAGCUGUACCAGUUCAUGGGCAAGGACAAUGUGCGCUUCCACACGGUCAUCUUCCCCUCGUGCCUGCUCGGCAGCGGGGACGACUGGACGCUGCUGCACCACAUCAACACGACCGAGUACCUGCAGUACGAGGGCGGCAAGUUCUCCAAGUCGCGCAACAUUGGUGUGUUUGGCGACAAGGCAAAGGAGACCAAGCUCUCGCCGAGCGUCUGGCGCUACUACCUGCUCGCGACGCGCCCCGAGUCGUCCGACAGCCAGUUCAUCUGGCACGACUUUGUCACGCGCAACAACUCGGAGCUGCUCAAGAACCUCGGCAACUUUGUGAACCGUAUCAUGACCUUUACGAAGAAGUACGACGGCCGCCUGCCCGAGAUCUCCGCCGGCUUCGGCCUGCGCCCGGGCACGGAGGGCGCGCUCGAGGCGUCGGUGACCGACGAGCCCUUCUCGCAGGUCAUUGCGCAGUUCACCAAGGACGUGAACCAGAUCCUGCAGCAGUACGUCGAGUUUAUGGACGUCGGUAAGCUGCGUGCGGGUCUCAACACCAUGAUGGCGCUGUCCGCACGCGGCAAUUUGCUCCUCUCCGACGCGGGCCUGGACAAUGCGCUCUUCUCCGAGCACCGCGCCAAGUGCGACGCGGUGAUCCUCCUUGCGACGAACCUUAUCUGGACGCUCACCGCGCUCGUGCAUCCGUUCAUGCCCGAGACGUCCGACCAGAUGCUCGUGCAGCUCAACGCGCCGCCCCGCGCGAUUCCCAAGCACGGCUUUGCGCUCGAUCUCCUGCCCGGCCACGGCGUCGGCAAGGCGGCGCACCUCUUCAAGAACAUUGACGAGAAGCAGGCCGACGUGUGGCGCGCGCAGUUCGGCGGCGACGCCUCGGCCGCCGAGGAAAAGCCGGCUAUGUCGAAAAAGGCCGCGGCCAAGGCGCGCAAGGCGCUCGAAAAGCAAAAGCAGAGCAUGGAGCGCACGCCGGAAAUGGCCGCGCUCGAGGAAAAGGUCAAGGAGCAGGGCGAGGCGGUGCGUGCCGCCAAGGCAAACACCGACACGCCGCAGGAGGACCUCGAUCGUCAGGUGCAGCAGCUGCUCCAGCUCAAGCAGCAGCUCGAGGAAGAGACGGACAAGGCACUGGCCCAGCAGGCCCAAAAGGCGUUGUAG
Molecule: messenger RNA, 2133 nt
Organism: Malassezia japonica
Lineage: Eukaryota; Fungi; Basidiomycota; Malasseziomycetes; Malasseziales; Malasseziaceae
Gene: MES1
Product: methionine--tRNA ligase
Exons: 1
Coding region: 1-2133 (710 amino acids)
Biological process (GO): methionyl-tRNA aminoacylation
Cellular component (GO): cytosol; aminoacyl-tRNA synthetase multienzyme complex
Molecular function (GO): ATP binding; methionine-tRNA ligase activity
Source: RefSeq, a predicted model, not a curated record